Molecule: messenger RNA, 687 nt
Organism: Nicotiana tabacum (common tobacco)
Lineage: Eukaryota; Viridiplantae; Streptophyta; Magnoliopsida; Solanales; Solanaceae
Source: RefSeq, a predicted model, not a curated record
AUGAUACUCUGGUCGCGUGGGGGCAAGAAUGGGGUAGGCAUUUUGGUUGAUAGGGAUCUCCGAGAGUUAGUGGUGGAGGAUAGGAGGGUGAGCGACAGGUUGAUGAGCAUUAAGCUAGUCGUUGGGGGUUUUACUUUAAAUGUGAUUAGUGCAUACACGCCCCAAGUGGGCUUGGACAAGGAGGUUAAGAGGUGCUUCUGGGAGGACUUCCAUGAGGUUGUGCGUGGUAUCCCGCACACUGAGAAGCUUUUCAUAGGAGGAGAUUUCAAUGGCCACAUUGGGGCAGCAUUUAAAGGUUACGAUGACGUGCAUGGAGGCUUUGGUUUCGGAGUUAGGAACGGAGGAGGAACUUCGCUAUUGAAUUUUGCAAAGGCGUUUGAUUUGGUGAUAGCUAACUCGAGUUUCCUGAAAAAGGAGGAGCAUUUGGUUACUUUUCAGAGUUCGGCAGCAAAGACUCAGAUUGACUAUCUACUCUUCAGAAAAUCUGAUAAAAGCCUGGAAGCUGCUAGGGAGGUAUUGGGGGUCUCGAAAGGCCUAUCUAAUGGCCGCAAAACGGACUGGUGGUGGAGCACUGAGGUCCAAGGUAAAGUGGAAGCCAAGAAAGCAACUUAUUUGAAGCUGUUGGAGAGCGUGGACGAGGAGGAGAAGAGGACGAACAAGGAGCGGUAUAAGGUGGCCAAAAAGUAA